GAUAUAUCUUCUCGAGACUGAAGCAUUCAAGGGUGCUCCCUGCAAAGUACCAACCUCCGGCCGCAUAGCUCGUGACUUCACAGCUUCCCAGGGAGUCGGUCAAACAUGGGUCUUUCCAAGGUCAUAUGUGUCGGCGCCGGACCUAGCGGUCUUCUCCUGGCCCUACUCCUGGCCAAGAACGGCAUCAACGUCGAACUCUUCGACGCCGACAAAGCUGUCAGCGAGCAGCCACGAGCGGCACACUAUGCACCACCCGCCGUGGCGGAAUUGAGGCGGGCAGGUGUGUACGACGACGUCGCCAGUGCAGGCUACAUGCCUCGAGACUUCACAUGGCGAAAACCGGACGGCACGCCCGUAGCCAGUAUGUACUUCGACGUCAUCACGCCCGAGGAAGACCGAAUGGUGGUCCUGCCUCUGAACCAUCUCUGCAAGAUCCUCUACAGCCACCUCGAGGCUCAGCCGAGCGCCAAGGUGCAAUGGAACCACAAAGUCGUCGACAUAGGCCAGGACGGCGACAAGGCGUGGGUGAUGGUCGAGACGCCCGAAGGCCACCAGAAGCACGAAGCAGACUACAUCAUCGGAUGUGACGGUGCCAACAGCCAAGUCAGGCGGUCGCUCUUUGGAGACCUCAACUAUCCCGGCGAGACGCUCAAUGCACAAAUCAUUGCGACAAAUGUAUACUACGACUUCCCAAAAUACGGGUAUUCGGACACAAACUAUUUCAUCCACCCAACGAAUUGGCAUAUGGUAGCAAAGAUCACCAACGACGGCUUGUACCGGGUCAGCUAUGCCGAAGUCGCCGGGCUCUCCAACGAGGAGUACCUGGAGAGACAGCCUCGGCGAUACCAAGAACUCCUCCCGGGCUCCCCCAAACCUGGCGAGUACAAAAUCGUCAAUAUCAGCCCGUACAAGAUGCAGCAACGAUGCGCUCCGAGUUUCCGCGUCGGCCGAUUCAUCCUGGCCGCAGAUGCGGCUCAUCUGUGCAACCCAUUCGGAGGCCUAGGACUCACAGGAGGCAUCGCCGAUGUAGGAAGUCUCUUCGACUGCCUCCACGGCAUCCACAAAGGUCUGGCCAGCGACAGCAUCCUUGACAAAUACGCCGACAUACGCCGGAAGAUCUGGGAAGAGGUCAUCAAUCCAUCUUCCCGGGAGAACUUCAAACGGCUCCAUGACCAAGAUGCAGAUACGGCAGGUCAAAACGACCCGCUGUUCCAGUUGUGCCACAAGGCCGAGACGGAUAAGAAUCUCGCUCGCGAGUUGUGCCUGGGUCUCAAUAUCCUCCGGCACGAUUUCACUCAGUACUACGACAAGCCUGCGGGAUAGAGCUCGCCGCGAUAUUUGCGGACAAAGUUGACCUAGAUCAAUUCCUUUUCCACGAGGCGGUUACUUAGUUACUGUACAUAGUAUUCUAUUCACUCACACGAGCUUGCCCUGCGUUCAGAUCUAGCAGAAUUGACAUGACACGGCAGCUAAAGUGAUCCACUCUACUUUGUACUCGUAGUUAGGUGAUAGUUGACUUACGACGGCGCUACAAUGACUAAGCAAG
Exophiala xenobiotica is the source of this 1546-nucleotide messenger RNA. RefSeq lists its product as uncharacterized. The record is from RefSeq and is a predicted model, not a curated record. The transcript has 4 exons. Gene Ontology annotation, cellular component: mitochondrion. Gene Ontology annotation, molecular function: oxidoreductase activity; FAD binding. Gene Ontology annotation, biological process: ubiquinone biosynthetic process. The coding region runs from base 106 to 1323 and encodes 405 amino acids. NCBI's taxonomy places the organism in Eukaryota, Fungi, Ascomycota, Eurotiomycetes, Chaetothyriales, Herpotrichiellaceae.